Molecule: messenger RNA, 279 nt
Organism: Parnassius apollo (apollo)
Lineage: Eukaryota; Metazoa; Arthropoda; Insecta; Lepidoptera; Papilionidae
Source: the annotation of a GenBank genome assembly
AUGGUUGAUAUCGUUUUGUUCGUUUUGAUUUCAGGUGUUGAUAUCUUACAAUUUUACGACAGAGAUAUAGAACAUUAUUUAACAUCUUUGAAAGGUGGGUUGUUGUCGGAAGAUGACAUGGAGAAGUCUGAUGAAGAGGAGGAAAAUGUGCCUGAAAGUUACGACGGAGAUGAUUUACUGAAUAUGUUAGAAAGCAAUGAGGAGGACACAGAAAACUCACAAAACCACGAAAGUGACCUUCCCUUGAUUGAAAAUGAGGCAAAAACAACUAGGAUGUAG